UAUAUCGAAUGCCGGGAAAUGCAGCCUGCCGGAAUGUCCAGCUUGAUGCGACGUGACGGUCAGAUCGUCGCAUCUUAUAUUGGGUCCUCGCUCGGGUCGGCAGUGUUUCUUCAUCCGCCCCCUUUUGAUUUUCAAAUCCUAGUUGGUCGAGACGUUUUGAUCAACCAGACCAAACAACUUUCUCUCUAUAUAAUGUGCAGUGUUCGAACGACUCAUUUCAAUCCAACUACAGCCAACAACUCAUCUCUCCUGUUGAGUAUACAAUCAUGGUUUUCUACGCAUAUGUGAAACAGAUCACGGACAACGUGACCUAUCGAUACACGAUUACCUUUGCUAGUCGCGAAGUUGCGGACGAGUGGUGGCGUGCCGUGUCCACUUCCACCGUCACUAGUUUUGUUACCAGUGUUCAGCGUGUCAACGCCCAGUUCUACACUCAUAACGUGAACGUGGCAAACGCCGCCAACUCCCUCACCACGACUGGGGUUGCGACUGAAUUCCUCGGCAAGGUGUUUUUCACCUUGGAGAAUAACUGGGAUGGUCGCGGCUUGAGCAUUAUCCCACCGCUCGAACAUUUUGCGGACCACAUCAGCGGAAACUCUUUCUUCAUUCGCUCCAAAGUCGCUCCUUACGACUAUUGGUACUAUCCCACAUCGUCUAACACGACGAACGCGGUCUAUGUUUCGCGCACCGAACGCACUCGCUUCACCGUUAGUCUCACCAGCGGUACUGCAGGGACCGUCAUAAUUGGCUCUGACAAUAUCGUUAUCACGUUGACCACCGUUGAUCUGUCGGUCAACGUCAAUGCAACCAGUGGUCAGGUGAUCCUUUCACUUGCUCCUCUGACGGGGUUGACUUUUAGUACCCUUUUGACCAACUUCACCGUUGGGCCUUCCUUGUCUGUCAACAAUGAGACCGUGAAGGAACUCCUCUACACGGUGAAUGGGGAAGAGUGGGAACUCGCUUGAACUGCUAUCAUUUGAAAUAAAGUUGUCUUGUACUGCUACUGCUAGUCUAGUCGUUAUGCAUUUAUGAAGGAAGGAAGGACUCGGAAUUUGUUCUCGUACUGUUGGUAACGCUAGGAAGCAAUCGCAUUUUUUGUUGAACGCCUGCCAUCACGUAUGACCUUGAGAUACAUGAAUCCCUUGAGCAUCAACAGGCCUCUCUACCAACCUAUGACAACAGUGUUUAGAGUUACCUCUUUCACUA
This is a messenger RNA of Suillus plorans, 1206 nucleotides long. RefSeq lists its product as uncharacterized. The record is from RefSeq and is a predicted model, not a curated record. Lineage: Eukaryota; Fungi; Basidiomycota; Agaricomycetes; Boletales; Suillaceae. Bases 267 to 965 code for a protein of 232 amino acids. The transcript is spliced from 3 exons.